Molecule: messenger RNA, 2638 nt
Organism: Phacochoerus africanus (Common warthog)
Lineage: Eukaryota; Metazoa; Chordata; Mammalia; Artiodactyla; Suidae
Gene: MRPL35
Product: mitochondrial ribosomal protein L35
Exons: 4
Coding region: 67-633 (188 amino acids)
Biological process (GO): translation
Cellular component (GO): mitochondrion; ribosome
Molecular function (GO): structural constituent of ribosome
Source: RefSeq, a predicted model, not a curated record
UUGCCUAAGUUCCUUUGCCCUGAAGUUUUUGGACCCAAUGAGGCUGCCGUAGGGUCGGGUGGCAAGAUGGCGGCCUCCGCUUUUGCCGGUGCUGUGAGAGCAGCCACAGGAAUCUUACGGCCGCUGCACAUUUUGGCAUCUUCAGCCUAUCAAAACUGUGCCAAGAAUGCCUCUCUUAGUUCUGUACUGUCCUCCCGACAUUUCAGUCAUAUUCAGACAUCGGCUUUGUCCUCUGCCCCCAGACUUAUCACAUCUGUCAGAAACCUCAUGUGUGGACCUACUGCACCGGUCCUCAACAGAGUGGCCCCCUUGCUCCCACAUGUCCUGAAGCCACCAGUCAGAACCGUAACAUACUUCAGUUCACGAAAGGGCAAGAGGAAGACUGUGAAAGCUGUCAUCUACAGGUUCCUUCGACUUCAUUCUGGCCUGUGGCUAAGGAGGAAGGCUGGUUAUAAGAAAAAAUUAUGGAAGAAGACGGCUGCACGAAAAAGACGCUUGAGGGAAUUUGUCUUCUGCAAUAAAACCCAGAGUAAGCUCUUAGAUAAAAUGACAACGUCUUUCUGGAAGAGGCGCAACUGGUAUGCUGAUGAUCCUUAUCAGAAGUAUCAAGAUCGAACAAACCUGAAAGCAUAGAUGAUAAGUUUGAUGACUUCCCACCCAGUUACUGAAUCUUCGUGUAUACGUCUUUGCCAAGAUGAUGUAGUAUAAAACGUGAUGUAAACUGUCCCAUCGGAUAUGGAAAUACACAGUACCAACAUUACAACAUUAAAUUUAUCAAAGUUUUAAAAUGGGCUAAACAUUCCCAGAUUUGUUCAGAGAAAAACAAUUUUAAAUUACUGAUUAUUUUUAACAAAUGAUAAAGGCUUACUAGUGGCAAGAACUCUCCAGUCAGGACAGAGGAUAGACAUUAAAAGGUUAUGAAGCUAACAAGUUAGCUCAGGAAGUGUGACAUCAUCUUAAGGUUAUGUGCUGGGAACUCAGGAACCCCUUCACAUCCCCAUGUCCCACCCAGGACUAACCCCCAGGCCUCAGGAACAGAAAGGACAUGGUGAUCCUGGAUCCAAGGCACUUCUGGGGGCCUCGGCAGCAGGAAGUGGUGGAUCUUAGGCUUGGGGUCUGCUAUGCACAUGACUUGGUUCUUUUUAUAGCACUGGCUCCAUCCCCUCUCUCCUCAGCACCUUCCCUCAUUCACAGCUUUUGUUCACUCUUAGUGUCUGCACCCUCAUAAUAUAACGCCCCUUUGACGUUCUUUUCUAUAUCACGACGCUUGUUCCUAUCUCUAGCCUCCAAUUGCCAAGAGACCAAUCGGGCCAGCUUGCCUUUUUAUACCAGGUCUCAUCUGGGGUCACUAACCAGUGUAGGGGGUAUUCCUGGGUCUGGAGCCCAGUGGCCCACUUGUGAGCAGUUUCACUCAGAGAGGAGCCUAGGGUAGCAACACAAAUCUAGUAUACUAGGUUCAUUGUGUCCAUAACAGUUCUGACUUAGUUUAUUGGAACAGAAUUUCUUAUUGAGAGAAGAGUAAAUGAAAUAGCCUUUCAGAAUGCCCACUCAUGACCAAAAAAAGAGGCUGUAUAAGGGGAAAUAAAAGCUUUUUAACCAAGAGUUAAAAGAUACUAUUAUUAUUUUUGCUUUUUAGGGCUGCACCUAUGGAUAUGGAGGUUCCCAGGCUAGGGGUCUAAUCAGAGCUACAGCUGCCAGCCUACGCCACAGCCACAGCCACGCAGGAUCUAUUCUGCAUCUGCAACUUACACCGCAGCUCAUGGCAACUCUGGAUCCUUAACCCACUGAGCGAGGCCAGGGAUCGAAUCUGCAACCUCAUGGUUCCUAGUCAGAUUCGUUUCCACUGCGCCACAACGGGAACUCCAAAAGAAAGGUAUUAUCUUUUUUAGUUAGUUUAUCCAUUUGAGAGUUCAUAUUUUUAUUUAUUUAUUUCUUGCUUUUUAGGGCUGCACCUGUGGCAUAUGGGAGUUCCUAGGCUAGGGGACGAGUUGGAGCUGCAGCUUCCAGCCUACAUGGCAACAUUGGAUUCAUAACCCACUGAACAAGGCCAGGGAUUGACACUGCAUCCUCAAGGAUGCUCCUCAGGUUCGUAACCCACUGAGCCACAACAGGAAGCCUGGAGAAUUCAUAUAUUUAAUUGUGAGGAUGAAUUUUUUCCAAAAUUUUCGAAGACACAUUGUAGAAACUAAGGAAGAGGUAGUCUCGGUCAUUUUUAGACACAAUGUAAGAGUUAAGCAUUGUUCCCUUGAAGAAGGUCAGGUCAGUUGCCCUGAGGAAAAUUCAGUUUUUCAGGAUGUUUAUAAUCUAGGGCAGAAUCGUCUGGGAAGCACUUUGAAACAACCAAGCAUUUUGUCUAGCUGAAAAACCAUUACUAAAUAGGACUGUGCCUCAAUCACUGCUUUACAUCCUGUAAUAUAGUAGUCGGUGAUGAUAAGACGCAUUUCCUCUGUUGUUAAUAGAUAAGGUAAAAGAUAACCAAGUUGAAAUUCUGUGGCAUGUCAGACUAGGAUUAUUGGAGGGAUUCCUUGAACCCAGUGUGUGUUCAUUAAAAGGAAAAGGGGUGACAACCGUGUUCUAAUACUCCAAGGCCAAGUGUGUGUCUAUUUAUGGGACCAGUUAAUAAAGAACAGACAUUUGA